GCGUGCUCGUGUGUGUUGUCCUUCGCUGUUGGUGUAAAUGCACGUGACCUCGGUUGUGUGGUCAGUUCGUGACACUUUAAUGGGAUUUGUCCGUUAGCUAAACGUUAACGACAACACCAAAGACCACUUUACCGGCCGCAGCUACACUGAUUCCCAUUGUUUGUGUGUGGCUGCACGCGCUUUCUGUCCAUCACACGCUGCACAUCACCCGUUACAACCACCACACGCGCUCACACACACCGCCAUCCUGCGAGUUACACAGCUGGUUAGCUAGCAAGCUAACUACUACUCACAAUCUGGCAGCGUUGUCAUUUCGUUUUCGUAUUGUUAUGUGUAGACGUGAAUAUCGUUGAAACAAGGGACUAUCUACAUCUCUCCUCGGCUGACCGGGAGCCGCCAUGGAAUGCCGCGUUCUGUCCAUACAGAGCCAUGUAGUCCGGGGAUAUGUUGGCAACAAGAGUGCCUCUUUCCCAUUACAGGUCUUAGGGUUCGAGGUGGACUCCAUCAACUCCGUCCAGUUCUCCAACCAUACAGGUUAUUCUCAUUGGAAAGGCCAGGUGCUGACAGCAGAUGAGCUCCAUGUUCUUUAUGAAGGAAUCAAACUGAACAACGUGCAUCACUAUGACUACGUUUUAACAGGGUAUACCAGAGACACAUCCUUCUUAGAGAUGGUGGUGGACAUUGUCCAGGAGCUAAAGAGAGCCAACCCCAGCCUGGUGUAUGUAUGUGACCCUGUCCUCGGUGAUCAUGGAUCUAUGCUACAUAACACAUACGUUCCUCAGAAUCUUUAUCCAGUCUAUAAGAACAAGGUGGUCCCUGUUGCUGACAUUAUUACUCCUAACCAGUUUGAGGCUGAAUUAUUGACAGGGAAAAACAUUAGCACAGAGAAAGAUGCUGUAGAGGUAAUGGAUCUUCUCCAUGCUAUGGGCCCAGACACAGUGGUCAUCACCUCCUCUGACCUGCCCCCCAGACUGGGAGACCGCUUCCUUGUGUGUUUGGGCAGCCAACGUCACGUUCGUCCAGAUGGCAGCAGGACAACAGAGAGAGUUCGAAUGGAAGUUCCCAAAGUGGAUGCCGUUUUUGUAGGAACCGGAGAUUUGUUUGCUGCUAUGCUGCUAGCGUGGACACACCAUUACCCUAAUGACCUAAAGACGGCCUGUGAGAAGACGUUUUCAGUGAUGCACCACGUGAUCCAGAGGACCAUAUCUUAUGCUCAUGAAUUAGCGGGUCCUGGUCGAAGGCCCAGUCCGCCCCAGCUGGAGCUGAGGAUGGUUCAAAGUAAAGCUGACAUAGAAGACCCUGCUAUAGUUACGAAGGCCACAGUCAUAUCCUAACAUUACCGACCCAUAAGACUCAUACUAACCUUGUCCUCUUCACCCAUAAAUCUCUCAAUUCCUGUAUCUCAGUAAAUCUCAUCAGUCGUCGUUUUCGAUCUUCAACACACCAUCCAGACCCCUUACGCCCUUUAGUAUUAACACCUUUAGUCCUUCCACUCCCCUUUACCCAUUUAACUCUUCUAUGUCCUAACCCCUUAAACAGAACCUUUAACCUCCAACUCCUACACUCUUUUACCCUGUUAUGGAACCAGAGCCAUGGAUAGACAGAGUUUGGUCUGGUUGGACUGUGGCGGCCUGUUGUUGGCCCUUAUUUAACAGCAUAUGGAGUGUUCUUUCUCUCUCCAAGAUUUCUCUGAUAUUACUUAUUUCCACAAAUGCACUGGAAUCAAAGGAUGAAAGGAAAAUUACUGUAAUACGAAUGACUGGACACUUGUGAGAAAACUCUGAGCUGUCUUACUAGCUUAAAACACAGAGCCCUUGGUGCUAGGCAUUAUUUCGAAGGAUAGGUUGGGGAUUUUUCAGGUUUGCCUUAAUACAGUAUUGACAUGCACAUAUGUACGAGAGAAGAGGUCUUAGCCAUUGUAACUUCUCCUGCACUCCUCACUGCCCUUGAAUGUUUCCAGCUAGAAUGCAACUAUGCUGACAAAAAAAAAAGAGGGACAAAAGACACAGCCCUCAAAAUGCACUCCAAAGUUCAGAGGCCCAAAUGGUGCUUCAGCUAUUAGGGUCAGAUAUCAAGAAUCGGUUCAGUUGGAAAUGGUUCCAAAUUUCCAAGAACUAUGGAUUUAUAAGACAAGUGCAUUUCGGUUCCUAACAGAUCCAUAUGUCAGUCGUGCUGCCAAGUGAACCACAAUGAGCAUUAUACAGUCCACAUGGACCUAACGCCACAUCAUUAGAGCAUGUGAAGAGAGACCCGUUUACGUCCUGGACCA
This is a messenger RNA of Monopterus albus (swamp eel), 2269 nucleotides long. It is a transcript of the gene pdxkb, whose product is annotated as pyridoxal (pyridoxine, vitamin B6) kinase b. Gene Ontology annotation, biological process: pyridoxal 5'-phosphate salvage. Gene Ontology annotation, cellular component: cytosol. Bases 399 to 1334 code for a protein of 311 amino acids. The transcript has 12 exons. Lineage: Eukaryota; Metazoa; Chordata; Actinopteri; Synbranchiformes; Synbranchidae. Gene Ontology annotation, molecular function: pyridoxal kinase activity. The record is from RefSeq and is a predicted model, not a curated record.